UUCUCCUCAUCGUCCCUUUCCUCAGACUACAUAAAGACUCUUCUCCCUCUCCCAAAUCCAAACCUCCCAACACAACACACAGAGCUUCAUCUCCAGCUUCAAUGGCUGUCUAUCCUUCUCCCUCCCUCACUUGACCCUAAAACACCUUCUACACCCGGUGAUUCUGUUUCUCAAUUUUCACUCUGAAAACAAUUUAUAAUUUAAUCUCGCCUUUGACUAUCAGUGAUUGUGCUGUUCUUGUUAAUUCCAAUAAUGUCUAACUCCGGAGGCUCUGCCUUGGCUCGAACUCGCGGUGUGGACCGCUUCUACAACCCGCCGGCUGUUCGGAGAAAUCAGCAGUUGGCACAGCAACUGCAAAGACCAUUAAAGUCCGAUGCCCGAGUCGGUUCAGUGGAGAAGGAGACGCCUACCAACUCUGACGAGUCGACAUUGUCGAGACCCAACUCCCUUGGCUCGUCUUCGCCACCCGAAACUGUUAAUUUGACUAACUUGGAUCGUUUCAUGUCAUCAGUCACUCCCUUCGUUCACGCUCAAAUCUUAUCUGAGCCCAAACAAAAAGGAUGGGAGACUUCAGAAGUUGAUGGUAAUUGUUACUUUUGCCUUGGGGAUCUUUGGGAAUCUUUUAGGGAAUGGAGUGCUUACGGAGUAGAAGUGCCGUUGUUAAUAAAUGGAAAUGAAUCUGUCAAGCAGUAUUAUGUUCCAUACUUGUCAGGCAUUCAAUUAUACGUUGAUCUACAUGUGCCCAGGAAGCCUUGUGAGGUCCGUGUUGAUGGAGCUUCAAAUUACUCUAACCUGAUGAAUGUUAAUUCUGAGCGAUUUAGUGGAAUAACUUUAAGAGAUAAGCCUCUGAUGGCUUCUUCUAGUGAUGAAACUGAGGUCUGCAACUCACCAGGGUUGCUUGUAUUUGAAUUCUUUGACUGGGAGCAACCCCACUUUCGCCCACCUAUCUUUGACAAGGUUGGUAGCCUUGCCUCUCAAUUUCCAGAUCUAAAGAAAUACAGGAGUUCUGACCUACUGCCUUCUAGUUGGUUUUCUGUGGCUUGGUAUCCAAUCUAUAGAAUACCAGUUGGUUCAACUCUAAAAAGUUUGGAUGCGUCUUUCCUGACCUUCCAUACCUUAUCAACUCACCCUAGAAGCAAAAGGGAGCCGCAAUUUUGUGUUUCUCGUGGGGAGAAGGUUCAUGGUGUUGGUGCAUCUUUAAAGAUUUCUCUUCCUUCUUUUGCCCUGGCCUCCUACAAACUGAGGGGUUCAAUUUUGUCUCCAAAUGGAGACUCUGAAUGGCAGCAAGCUAACUCCCUGGUGCAGGCUGCUGACAAUUGGCUUCAGAGUUUGAGGGCCAGACAUCUUGAUUAUCAGUUCUUUGUUAGUCAUAGCUCUCGGUGGAGAUGAUCAGGACAGGAGUCUAAAUUUUUCUGUCAGAAUGAGGAGUGUUGAUAGUCUGCUUUGCUCCUCAUCAUCUUACUAACCACCUUGAUUCAACCUCACCUCAAUAAUUAUUUCAGGUUUCGCCAUAGAAGUUGCAGUAUACCAUACAGGACUGAAGAUGGCAGUUGCUGAUUUGACCAUUUUAGAUUGAUGUGUAUAAACAAGUGAAUGGAAGGCUCGUAGGCAAUAGGAAUCAGCAUGCUUUGUGGGGAAAGCGUGAUAGAACUGCCGUAGGUAUAUUAAAAUUAUGCGCCCCGCUUUUUAUAUUGUUUGGGGUUCCUCAAACUUCCAUAGUCCGGGUGUAAGGAUAAAUCCGUCUAUCUCCUCAAUUUGGGUAUUUUUUAUUUUUUCCCUUUUUCAUGUGACAAUUUAGCAAAGGUGGUUUUUAGUUUAGAUAAGCUACUGUCGAGAAUUUCGAGUGUACAUCAUUAAUUAGUCCUUUGAAGCUCCUAUUGAGUUAUCACGCUGCUGCUUGUCCCCCCCGGGGGGGGGGGGGGCUAAUGCAUGCUCUGCUUUGUUUGCCUCGUUAGUCAAUUCAUCCAAAGGUUACUAUA
Molecule: messenger RNA, 1979 nt
Organism: Prosopis cineraria
Lineage: Eukaryota; Viridiplantae; Streptophyta; Magnoliopsida; Fabales; Fabaceae
Exons: 6
Coding region: 253-1389 (378 amino acids)
Source: RefSeq, a predicted model, not a curated record